UGCGUAUUCCCUUACACAGCACACCUCUGUCACCAGGAAUCAUGGCGCCCAUUUCAAUUGCAGACAUCGUUGCUGCCCUCCCUGCGGAGGAUUCGUGGGGUCCGGCCACCUCCACAGAUAAUAUGCUGGAUGGUGUCCCGUAUGCUCCUUUCUCCAAGGGCGACAAGCUGGGUCGUAUGGCCGACUGGACUGCGGAUGCUAAGGAUCGUGAGAAGGCUGGCAGACAGGCCUAUAACAGGAACUACAGAGACCAACAAGUGUAUGGAGCAGGUGCCUCCAGUCUUUUCGCCGUUCAGGUUGCCGAAGAUGAGUCUUCCUUCUCCGUCGUCGACAACACACGUUCCUCUGCAAAACGCGGCUUUGUGCGCGGACCCGGUACGGUUUUCCGCGGCCGCGGUGCACGCGGUGGCGCUGGUCAGCGAGGUGGCCGAGCCGGCUUCCAGAGAGUUGGUGCUGGUCGUGGCCAGGCUGGUGACCGCUACUAUGACAACCGCGGUCGUGGCGGCCGUGGCCGCCGAUUUGGCUGGAGGGAUUACGAUAAGCCUCAGAGGACGCGUGAGCCAUCGGUCAACAUCCGUCCCGAGUGGACCAUGCUGGAAGAGGUUGAUUUCAGCCGGCUGUCUAAGCUGAAUCUCGAGACCCCCGAUGGCGAGGACAUGGACACGUAUGGUUUCAUGUACUACUACGAUCGGAACUAUGAUCGGGCCCCUGCUAGGAACAUGGAGCGCAGGCUGCAGGUCCUCGAACGUGCUGCGUAUAACGUUACUACAUCUCAGGAUCCUGUCAUUCAGGACCUCGCCGAGAAGAACGAGGCUACCGUCUUCGCGACGUCAGAUAUCUUGUCCAUGCUUAUGUGCGCACCUCGCAGUGUGUACUCUUGGGAUAUUGUUAUCUUGCACCAGGGCAACAAGAUCUACUUUGACAAGCGCGAGGGCGCCUCAAUCGAUCUUGUGACCGUUAAUGAGAACGCUGCCGAUGCUCCUCUCGAGAUCUCCGAGUCCGGCAAGCAGGAUUCCAUCAACACUCCCAGCGCGCUAGCCUUGGAGGCUACAUUCAUCAACCACAACUUCGCCCUGCAGACGGCAAUUGAGUCUGACAACAAGAUCGAGAUGAACCACCCCAACCCGUUCUACAAUGCCUCGGAGGAGACAGAGCCCCUAGCAUCCAAGGCCUACAAGUACAGACGCUUCGACCUUUCCCUCGAGAGAGAUGAGGAGCCUCUUAACCUGAUCGUCCGUACUGAGGUUGAUGCCGUCUUGAAGAACCCAGUCAACGGCGAAGACCAGCAGGUGAUCGUGAGAGCCCUUAACGAGUUUGAUAGCAAGGCCCAAGGCUCUGGCAAUGCUCUGGACUGGCGCAGCAAGCUCUCCUCUCAGCGCGGUGCCGUCAUCGCCACGGAGAUGAAGAAUAACAGUCUGAAGCUUGCCCGCUGGACCACCCAGGCUGCGCUUGCCAAGGCGGACAGCAUGAAGCUUGGUUUCGUCUCUCGUGCCAACCCCCGCUCUGCUGCCGGUCAUGUUAUCCUUGGUGUUGUGAGCUACAAGCCCCGCGACCUGGCCGCUCAGAUGAACCUAAACAUUGCCAACGGAUGGGGCAUUGUCCGUACUGUUGUUGACCGCAUUCGCACUCUCGAUGCUGAAAACGGUGAAGAGGUCUCUGAGGAGAAGGUGAAGAAGUAUGUCCUCAUAAAGGACCCCAACAAGCCUGUUAUCCGCCUGUACAGCGUACCGGCAAACACUUUCGAGGAGGAUGAAGAAGCAGGUGCUCCCGAAGAGAAGAGUGAGAAGGACGAGGAGGAAAACCAGGAGUAG
Molecule: messenger RNA, 1811 nt
Organism: Monascus purpureus
Lineage: Eukaryota; Fungi; Ascomycota; Eurotiomycetes; Eurotiales; Aspergillaceae
Source: the annotation of a GenBank genome assembly